GAAGACGACGCGGGUGCUGCUGCUGGUAUUGUUGGAGGCGGGGCCGUGCUUGUCGAAGUGCUCGGGGGCGCCGCCACUCCUUUCGAUGUACCAGAUCCCGAGGCUUCCGCGCUCUUCGGGACGGCUGGCGUCAAUCUCGACGCCGUCGAAGACCUCCCUUCGCUUCCGAAGCUGAAGGAGUUCUCGCUCGAGCGCCUCGAUCCUGCUGCUGGUGUUGAGCGUGAAGGUUUGCAUAGUCGAGCGAUCAUCGAUCUCGAAGAGCAUCGUCGGAGCGGCGGGUGCUGCGGGAUUUCUUCUAUGCCACUCGUAGAUUCGAUCCCGUAUCGUGAGACCAGGGAUAGUGCGGGGGCAGAAGCUUCCGUUUGGAAGGAUGAUCUUGCCUUCGGUGUUUCGUUUGCACUUGCCGUCCCGGAUGUCGAUCUCCGCGAACUCGCAGGUGCCUACCCUGCAGCCACGAUUGCCGCA
Postia placenta MAD-698-R-SB12 is the source of this 465-nucleotide messenger RNA. RefSeq lists its product as hypothetical. The record is from RefSeq and is a predicted model, not a curated record. Lineage: Eukaryota; Fungi; Basidiomycota; Agaricomycetes; Polyporales; Adustoporiaceae. The annotation marks the transcript as partial. The transcript has 2 exons.